Messenger RNA from Erythranthe guttata (spotted monkey flower), 2183 nucleotides. RefSeq names its product Tic22-like family protein. The record is from RefSeq and is a predicted model, not a curated record. Lineage: Eukaryota; Viridiplantae; Streptophyta; Magnoliopsida; Lamiales; Phrymaceae. Gene Ontology annotation, biological process: protein transport.
CUAUUUAUUUAUUUAUUAUUUUUCUUUCUGUGUGUUUGUGGGCCUUGUGUAUCUUAAUGGGCCUUCUUUCAUGAAAAUGACACAUGGGCCGAUAGCUCCCUAAAUAGUAAAAAUAUACCAACUAAAUAAUUAUGAUAUAAGACGAGUAGUUCUUUCUCCAGUGCAGCCCAAAUUGAAAAGGAAAGUCGCGUUUUUAGAAGGAAAAUCGCUCAGUGAAGAAACACGUUUUUAUAUUUUCUGUUUGACGAUGAAAUAGAUAAAACAAAGAGUUUUACCACUGCAUCGACAAUACCACCGGUCGUUCUUCCCUAUGGCCUCCGCCGCCGACAAAUCUCACCGCCGGCACCAUCCCCCGCCCCAUCUUUCCCGGUUCAUAUCUACAGCCUCAACCAACCUAUCAUCUUUCCUUACUCUCAAAUCACCAUCUCCGGCGUCAUCCUCGUCCAAAAUCCACCUCCCUCUCCUCCUCGCGGAUUCAGACUCGUUCCUCUCACUCGUUUCCCGUUCCGAGUCAGCUCAGCCCGACUCGACCCCUUCGGCGCCGUCGAGAUCUCCCCCAUCUUCCUCCUCCUCCUCAUCAUCCAUGAAGAGCACGCCUUCUUCAGAUUCCGUUUCGAAGUUCCCUCCCACGGUUCGGAUUACGACCGGGAAAGGCGGCGGACCGGCGUUUGUGGGCCAGGUUUUCAGCAUGUGUGACCUCUCCGGCACCGGAUUGAUGGCGGUAUCUACUCAUUUCGACAUUCCGUUUCUGUCUAAAAGAACACCAGAGUGGCUGAGGAAGAUGUAUGCAGCAGUCACUAAGAGUGAAAGGAAUGGUCCUGUAUUCCGUUUCUUCAUGGAUUUGGGUGAUGCCGUUUCUUAUGUAAAACAGCUCAAUAUACCCAGCGGUGUGGUAGGUGCAUGCCGUCUUGACAUUGCGUAUGAGCAUUUUAAGGAGAAGCCUGAUACAUUUCAGUUUGUUCCAAACGAAAGACAGGUCAAGGAAGCCAACAAACUUUUGAAGAGCUUUCCCCACAGUGAUGGAAAAAACAAAGUUGAAGGUGUUCCUGUUUUCAGCGCUCAAAACUUGGAUAUUGCUAUAGCAAAAAAGGAUGGCAUCAAGUGGUAUACUCCUUAUUUUUUUGACAAAAGCAUGCUAGAUAACAUUCUUGAAGAUUCCGUAGAUCAACAAUUCCACUCAUUAAUUGAAACACGGAAUGCUCACCGCCGGCGAGAUAUUGGUGAUGACAGUCUCCCAGCGGAAGCUAUUGAAGAGAUGGGAGAAAGCAUGUGGGACCCUCCAGAGGUCCAGGAAGUUCUAGAUGAAAUCGGUCAUCCAGGUAUACCACUGAGUGUCAUAUCAAAGGCUGCUGAGAUUCAGCUUCUGUAUGCUGUUGACAGGGUGAUAUUAGGGAAUAGAUGGUUGCGUAAAGCCACUGGAAUUCAACCAAAAUUCCCAUAUAUGGUCGACUCAUUUGAGAGAAAGACCGCAGCUUCUUUUCUGAGAGCUAAAACAUCCAACUUAAUUUCUAACUCCGAAAUCAGUGAAGAUGCUCAACUCGAUAACCGUACCACUUUAGAUGUGGAACCAAAGGAAAAAACUCACGAUAAACAAGAACAGAAGCAUCUUAUUAAUUCCCAGUUCCCUUUUGGAGAUUGGCUUAGUCAUCCUUGGUUGAAGCAACCCGAAAAUCAGCAAAACCUCUCCGAAACAAGACAUCCAAAUUCUACAACGCAGAACAGAGGACAGGUGGCGCAAUCAUCUCCGUUCCUACCCAAGAUUACAAUGGUUGGUGUAUCAACGGGAGAACCCGGGAAAAUGGGCAAAGCCGCCCUGAAAAAGAUCAUGGACGAUUUGACGAAAGAAUUAGAAAAGGUGGAACAGGUAAAUCAAGCAAACUCUAACAGUAGUGAAUACAUGGCUGAUGAGAGAGAUCCAUUAUUCGUGGCCAACGUUGGGGACUCGUAUUCCGCUGUAUCCAAAACUGGCACAUCUUGGCGGGUUCGUGGAGGAUCUUUCUAGAAUAUUUUUUCUCUCUCUUAAAUUUUACCCAAAAUGAUAAUAUGUAUAUUAGUAUGAUUAAUGCAUGAUUUCUAUUGUGAUUAGGCCAAAUGGCUUACCUCCAUUAGAGAUAAUCAUAAUUGAAAUCAGAUGAUUCUUCAAGAAGAGUAGACUGGUUGUUCAAUACGAGGUAACUGUAUCA